AUAUAUAUAUAUAUAUAUAUUAGUUCAUAUCUAAAUACCAUACUUUUUGGCGUCAUCUACAUUCGAACGCAUUUAUAUCUUGAAAAUCAUUACUCAUCGUAAGCUGUUUCUUUUUUCUAUUCCAACCAGUGUGCAAAAUACUAUUAACAAUAUGAAUGAUAUUUCAUUAUAAAUUAUUUAUUGAAUUUUUCCCACUGUUGUCGGUAGUUUGACAUUAGUUUUAUUUUGUCUCAUAAUUUCGUGCUUUUCAAAUCGGUCAUCAUGUUUAUUCCAAAAUGUAGUCCACUGGCCCUGGUAACUUGUAUUUUUCCCCGGCAAUUCAUUUUUUUCUUUUAGAAAAAAUGGCAUAUAUGCACAAUACUGGACUGUUUAUAAAGGAAAGUUAGUCAGUCAUAAGCAGCGUAGCACCUGGAGAAAAUAAAAAAAUAUUGAUGUAAACUUGUAGCUGUUUAAUAUGAAUGCUCAAUCAUACCAACCAUUACGUAAUUGAUUAAAACCUCCCUAUGACUGCCACAUUCUCUGACUGGGUUGUAUUUCUAAACCUUACAUCUGGUUUCGGUUAGAGAAAUAUGUUAGUAACAUUUAAAAGUGAUUGGUCACUGAGUAGUAGUGAUCAAUGCCCUUAAUACUGAUCGGAAUCUAUCGAUCACGUCCCAGUAUGACCACUAGUCUAAGUGACUCGGCAGUCCGUGCACCAUGUUAAAAUGUUUGGUGGUGUGAUAUAGUCGAUAGGAAGUACUUUUAUUGAUCUAUUUGCAAAGUUUCCUGUCGGCUACCUCCAACUACCUAUCAUGUUAGUGAGUAACAUUCAACAGCAGUCGAUCAAUCAUAAGCAUGUAGAUACUGGGAUGGCGAUAUAAAACUAAAAGUCUAAUUAUUGUUAAUAUUAAUGAUGUUAAAAACAUCGAGGGUUAAUAAUGUUUCGAGAAGGACAAGUGCAAUAAAUAGUAUUGGAAUUAAAAUUUACAAUGUAAGGAUAAAUAAAGAAUAAAUAUAUUUUCUCCAUUCUGACUAAUUUCGAACUAUUGGAUUUCUUGUUCACACAUCAUAAAUUAUUAUAUUAUGUGACAGUCUCUGUUGAUUUCUGCUGUUCGAUUCAUCUACGAUAUACACUUUCUACACUAUACCAAAUACACUAAAUAGGGUGAGGAAACUAAAAUUAGUAGGUUUAUUGGGAAACCGAAUUAUAGUGUGCAUAAAUCGUAGGUAUAUGUACAACUUCCUUUUGACCCAGAAAAGUACAUUUAGGCUGGAAUCCUGAGUAAGUGUAUAGUCUAAUUCCUUUGAUAGAAUGCGUUGUUUAUAAUUUCUCACCUACCAUUUGAGCAUCAGAUGGCAUAUGAGCUAAGGCUCAUGAUGUUUAUAGUCAUCUAGCCUAUCAGUAUCAUCACAACCCAACCUAAUGCUCAGUAAUUUCAUGUAGUGUUGCCAAGUUUCGGUUCGACUGCUUUCAACCAGUAUUAGAAAGAUGAAUACGCUAGUUGUUAAAAGUUAUAUUUUAUACAAUAAUAGUCAAGAUAAAAUUGUAUAUUAUUUAUUAUUUCUCACGGACGAACAACUGAUAACUAAACUAGAAUCAAUGUCUCUGGCGAAAGCAAAAUAACCAAUGCCAAUGACUACUUUCUUCAUCGAGUUGACUAACAAUCCAUCUUACAGAAAAACAUAAGCAUUUAAACAUCAGUGACUGUUAGGUCUGUUGUUUUAUGAUUUACAUAGCGGGUUCAUCUUAAUUAAACAACCACUAAAAACUGGGAAGCACUGAACAACUGUUUCUUCCCACUUUUCAUUCAUGAAAUCUCCCCGGGGUGGAAACCAUUAUCUUCAUAUCUCAUGGUGAGCUCUUAAUCGAUGGACUAAUGAGUCAUGAUCUAAUCGUUUACAUCUCUAACUUCAGUCCAUUCACACUACUGCGCAACCAUCUUCCAAUGCCAUCGGUCCAUAACUGCCUCAUACUGUAGAUGACUGUAUUCCUUUAGUCACGGCUUCUCAUUAGAACUACGGGAAUCAUCCCUUGAAAUUAGUCACUAAUAAGCAAAUGAUUUUAUUCUUUAUUUCCUUUUAGAUUUUAAUUUGAGACUGCUUUCUUGUAAAUAUCUAUAACUAUUAAGAGGAUUAAAUCCGUUGAUCAACAACAUGGUUUUUCCUUGCAUCAGUUUCUUUAUCUAUUUUUCCCCUAGAUUUGCUUACACUUACUAAGUGGUGCGUAACCGAUUUGUUUAACCAGUAAUUAAACUCAAUUUUAAACGAAUAAACAAGGUUAUUUAAAUCCUUAUUUUUCUCUAACUCAUUUAUCAAGUACAGAUUUAUAUUUUUGAGCUCCAGGUCACAUUUUCCAGGUGUAGAACACCGAUACUAUCAAGAUGUUCAAAUCAGAGUAGAUGAAACAACAUUUUUUGAAUCUGUGAACUAGUAAUCACAUAUUAAAUAGUUAUUUAGCCAUUGAAUGUUUUCACUUUGUAGUUUAAUCUUUUUUUUGCUUAGUUAAACCUGUUUUAAUAAUAAAUUUAGAUUAAAACUAACUACUCUAACUAUUCCAUAUAGAAUAUUUCUUAAAAACAUAGAUAUCUUGUAGCGGGUAUUGCUUCAUCUGUGUAUGUUCAAACCUCAGUGUGUAUUCGUAAACCCAAACCAAUGUAAAUGCACACCCAGUUGGUUUCAUAUAGUGAUAUUUUUGUGGUUAGUGUUUUUUUAGCAAGAUUGUUUUUUACAGGAUGGGGUUGUUGACCGUAUGCCCAACCCUUCUCCUUUAUGCGGGCUUGUCACUGGCAGUAACUGUAAAAAGCUACAGACGGAGUUAUAUAAUCAUAUAACGUUGACCAAUUGCUUACCAAUUUGUCAAUCAAUUUAAACAAUGUGUAGAUUCAAUGAAGACUCAAAUUCAACCAGAAUCAAAUAGUCCAUCUGGAAUACGUGUACCAUCAGAUUCGGCAAAUUUACCGAAAGACAAUUUAUCAAGCCCGUUACAAAAUGGCCAAAUUCAUCCACCAAUAUCAAAUAAUUGUAGUAGUAGUAGUAGUAGUAUUCCAAUUAAUCAACCCACUACACCGACAUUAACGCCUACAUGUUUAACGACUAAUAUUAUUACUUCACAUCAAAAUUUAUCAAACCCAUUAUCUAUACAACAUGUGAAUUCCUCAUCAUUGCCUGUAACACUGACAACACAAUCAUUGACAACAACUAAUGGACAAAAUGAAAUGUAUUGUAAUCAAUCUGUACAAAAUCAAUUGAAAUUAGCUCAAGCUCAAGUGAAACGAUUAGAAAUAGAAAUCAAUCAAUUAAAACGUCAAGCUAUACCAGUAAUGGGUAGUUCAAUGAAUGGAUUAGUUUAUCCAACAAAUUAUACUAAUAUUGAACCAGGAAUAUCAAUGGAUAAUGUUGAUAGUCCUGAUCUACGAUGUGGUAUUUCACGUUUGGAAUUAGAUGGUACUAAUGGCGGUGGAGGUGCCGGUGUUAAUAGUAAUGGAGAAUGGAUAAACGAAUUGAGCAUUAGUAAUAAACUUAAACCAGUUGGUACCAUUCAUCCUUCGUUGGUACAAGGUAAUCAAAACAGACUAUUAUGGAUGGAUCGCGCAUCACAAGAUACUGUACGAUCAUUGCAUAUACGUUUAGGAAACGUAUUAAAAGAAGCCUUGGAAAUUCAUAGUCGUUUAAGUUCUCUCCUAUCGAUUCCAUCAGUAGAGUAAGAAAUUUUGUGUUCACUACUCUCACUGACUGACUACUUUUUUUCAGUCUUCCUGUAUACAUGACUUUUAAAAUAUUUUUUUUUCAUAAUUUAGUUUAGAUUUCUUAAUGUGUUGUCGAGUUGUUUUUUCUUCCGAAAUUAAUGUUUCUCUUCUAAGAUGAUGAACUUUUCCCUUUAACAACAAUACAAGCAUCUUCAGUUUAUUCUUUUUGGUAAUAACGGAUACCGUUAAAUGCCUGUUACUAUUUUAGUCAUCAUCUAUGCUGUUGUACAGCUCAUGUAAUCUACUUUUUUGCUAUACUGGUGAAAUGUAAAUUCUUUUUCAAUUUGUUACAUAAAAUAAAAUUGACUCGAAAAAUAAAUAGAAAGAACUAAGUACUGUCACUACUAUUAUUCGUACAUAAUAAUGACAAGGCCAUAACUAUCUAUCCUAAUGCAUGAUGUUUGCUUUAUUUCUCUUAACCGAUGUCUCUUAUUCCCUGCGAAUUUCCUUUUCUUCUACCUUUUAAAAUAUAAUUUGAAGAU
Messenger RNA from Schistosoma rodhaini, 4207 nucleotides. Lineage: Eukaryota; Metazoa; Platyhelminthes; Trematoda; Strigeidida; Schistosomatidae. The record is from the annotation of a GenBank genome assembly.